GAUAACAAAAGAUUGACAGCAAUAAUAAUACGCCGAACUUAUAGGAAUAAGGUGUACAUACUUAUGAGAAAUAGUGGUUUUGUAUUCGAGAAUAAAUAUGUCUAUUGAUAAAAGUGCUAUCUGUUAAACUGGUUCCGUCCAAUUUCAAUUUGAUCUGAAACUUCGAAAGUCUUAUAGGUUAACCGUAACAUGGGAUAUGUUUAUGUGUGAUACAGUGUAUUUGUAAAUAGUGUAGAAGGCUCAAGAAUAUUAGUUUUGGACAAUGAUACCUUCCAAUACAAUAUGUGUUUCGCAGGAAGGUCCUGCAAAUGCAUUAGCUUUAAACAAAGAUUGUACACAAGUUGUUAUAGCUGGACGAAAUGUGUUCAAAGUGUUUUCAAUUGGAGAAGAUGAGUUUUCAGAAGUGUGCAACCUGAGGGUGGGAAAAAACUUAAAUUUGAAUUUUUCUUCCAUUGAUGUAGCUUGGAGCACAAUAGAAGAGAACACUCUGGCCACAGCGGCUACCAAUGGGGCUGUAGUUGUUUGGAAUCUCGGAAGAUCAGGACGCUCCAAACAGGAACAUGUCUUCUCUGACCACAAAAGAACUGUUAAUAAGGUUAGUUUUCACUUGACAGAGCCAUCACUUCUGAUCUCCGGUUCUCAGGAUGGCAUGAUGAAAUGUUUUGAUCUUCGUAUGAAAGAGGUGGCUCGUACAUUUAUCAGCAACACAGAGUCAAUACGGGAUGUGCAGUUCAGCCCGCAUCAGGCGCACACAUUCGCAGCUGUAUCAGAGAAUGGCACGGUGCAGGUGUGGGACUCGCGACGCAGCGAGCGCUGCCUGCAGCAGUUCACCGCGCACUCUGGGCCCGUCUUCGCCUGCGACUGGCACCCCGACGUGCCCUGGCUCGCCACUGCCUCGCGCGACAAGACUAUAAAGGUGUGGGACAUGCACGGGAAGCCUAACUUGGAAUACACCAUAUACACGAUUGCAUCUGUCGGUCACGUUAAAUGGCGGCCACAAAAAAAGUACCAGGUGGCGUCGUGCGCGCUGGUGCUGGACUGCGCAGUGCACGUGUGGGACGUGCGCCGCCCGCACGUGCCUCUCGCCACCUUCGCCGAGCACCGCGACGUCACCACCGCCAUCGCCUGGCUCUCGCACGCCGCCUUCCUCUCCACCAGCAGGGACUGCAGCCUGUACCGGCACCGCUUCCUGGAGGCGGCGCACCCGGUGCUGUGGGCCAACCCGCAGAGCGUGUGCGUGUCCGCGCGCGGCGAGGUGGUGCACGCCGUGCCCGAGUGCCCGCUGCCCGCGCUCGCCCCGCCCCACGUGGAGCACGUGUGGGAGGUGGUGCGUGCGGUGUGCGGGGCGCGCGCCACUGCCCGCCGGGCGCCCGCACCGCCCCCGCCCCGCGCACCUCCGCCCCGCGACGACCCGCCCCCCGCCACGCCCGCCUACAGCACAGUAGAAGAGGAACCGAUGGGCGAGGUGGAGGAGGAGUGGGAGGAGAACCAGUUCCACAACAGCGGCGUGCUGGGCCUGCCCACGCAGAGCAUCUACAUCCCUCCCGCCAAGUACGCCAAGCAGAUGCGCGACGACGAUGCGGGGUGCGGCUGGGUGUCAGCGGCCUCCGCGCAUUACGUGGACAUAGAGGCGCUGGACUGGACGCUGCCCGAGGAGGCGUUCCCGCUGCGCAGCGCCCCGCCCGCGCCGCUCGCCCUGCACGCCCUCCCGCACCACGCCCACCUGCCGCACCUCGCACACCUCCACCACCACUACGACGAUAUCGAACACGACGGUGUGUUAGGGGGCGUGGGGUGCGGCAGCUCCUCCCCGGGCGGGUCCAGCUCGGGCGCGUCGGGCGGCUCGGGGUCGCACGACGCCGCGCACCGCACAUACAGCCACCAGAACUCGAUCAGUACGACGGAGGAGGCGGAGGGUUGCGAGGGGUGCGAGGGCGGCGAGGCGGGCGCGCUGUCGGUGCGAGUGGGCGAGGAGCGCAGCGCGAGGCCGGACGUGGCGCCGCUGCUGGCGCAGGCGCUGCAGCUGCACGCGGCGCUGGGCGACGUGCAGACCGCCGCCGUCGUCUGCAUCGUGCUGCACGAGCACAGGAGCGACCUCUUCUCCUACAUCGAGGAGACGCUGCAGGAGCAGUGGCUGCUCGGCUACAUCGACUUGCUGCACCGCCACAAGCUCUGGAACGUCGCCACUGAAGUGGUGCGGUGCGCGUGGCUGAGCAGCGUGUGGUCGCUGUCGCAGCAGUCGAGCAGCGUGGCGGCGUGCUGCGGCCGGUGCGGGCGCCGCACGCGCACGCGCGCCCCCUGCGAGCGCUGCGCCCCGCGCCGCCCCGACCUCUGCGCCGUCUGCCACCAGGUGGUGCGCGGCCUCUACGCGUGGUGCCAGGGCUGCUCGCACGGCGGACACCUGCAGCACAUGCGCACCUGGAUGCAGCAGCACCGCAUCUGCCCCGCCGGCUGCGGACAUUACUGCCAGCUCGCCUGACCACACCCUAGUGUAGCCUUCCCAUCCUUGUUGCCGCAUUCGAGAGUAGUAAAUGACGCAGACGGCUUAAGAAACAAAUCAACUAGUUGAGUGCGCCAGUAAUUAUUUCUAAACAUUAAACUGUCAAGAGACAGCGAAACGAAUCAUCGUAACGGUUAAUUUCUUGCAGUCAGGAUGUAGUCGCCCCGUAGUGUUAUUUGUAUGUUUUAUAUAAAAUGCAA
Papilio xuthus (Asian swallowtail) is the source of this 2700-nucleotide messenger RNA. RefSeq names its product WD repeat domain 24 (gene Wdr24). The record is from RefSeq and is a predicted model, not a curated record. Gene Ontology annotation, molecular function: protein binding. Lineage: Eukaryota; Metazoa; Arthropoda; Insecta; Lepidoptera; Papilionidae. The coding region runs from base 263 to 2479 and encodes 738 amino acids. Gene Ontology annotation, cellular component: GATOR2 complex; cytosol; vacuolar membrane. The transcript is spliced from 15 exons. Gene Ontology annotation, biological process: positive regulation of macroautophagy; positive regulation of TORC1 signaling; cellular response to amino acid starvation.